Aspergillus nidulans FGSC A4 is the source of this 2728-nucleotide messenger RNA. RefSeq names its product cystathionine gamma-synthase. Bases 139 to 2148 code for a protein of 669 amino acids. Gene Ontology annotation, biological process: transsulfuration; sulfur amino acid metabolic process. Gene Ontology annotation, molecular function: cystathionine gamma-synthase activity; pyridoxal phosphate binding. Lineage: Eukaryota; Fungi; Ascomycota; Eurotiomycetes; Eurotiales; Aspergillaceae. The transcript has 5 exons. The record is from RefSeq and is a predicted model, not a curated record.
CGCAAUGGUGGCUAUCCGGAGUAGAUCGACCUUUUCCUACCAUAAAGUACAGUUGCUCUACACCAAGCACUAGGCUGCGCUCGGACCUAGAAUGAAUCACGAUUUGACUACAAGCCUAACUUGAGCUCCUUCAAACCUAUGACUCACCGCUCUGAUGAAGCAUUAAUUAAGUUCCAAUAUGAUUGGCCCGCUGCCUUCAUGCUCAUCGCCGAGAUCGCUGCUCACUUCUUAAUUUGCCGUCACAACUCAAGCCAGAACUCCGGUUUGCAAGGCCAAUUUUCUCCAUCCUCAUAUACCUUAUCUCAUAUUGCAGGCGCAGCUGGUCAAUUUGACUUAGAAACCAGGGUCUUAUCCCCAAAAAUAAUGCUUCAGGAACCCGGAGGCCCGGUACCCCCAAACACAGAUCAUGCUGUGAGCGUGUCACUUCCCACAUGGGAAGCGAACGUGGCGUACGAAGAGGGGGAGCUAUGGCUUGUAAAUAAGAUGCAAUGCGGUUAUCCCCGAUUCUUUGUCCAUCCCAUCAUCCAGGAGCUCGCCCAAGAAAUUGUUGCUCGAUUUGGGAAUCCAGAAUAUGAGGCAACGACCCUUUUCCCUUCUCCGAACACUGCGCGAGUGUGUCACACAUUCAUCCUAUCAAGAAUUUCACGCGAAGAAGCACAUAAAAUUCGCGUCCUUGACUUUGUUCCUACCAAGGAGCUGGAAACCGAGCUGAGCACCAUUCAGUCACUUCUAUCGUGCGUUAUAUAUCCUAAGGAGCACGCAAAAAUCGCGAAACAAGCGUGGCAACAUACGGGUGACGGCGUUUCAAGCAGGCGGGGUGAAUUCUGUCUUGGUGCUCUGAAGGAUGGUCUUCUUACGGAAAGGAAAAAUGUUACAGGAGAUGCAACGCGCCAAAUCAUCCACAAGGGCCCUCGGAGAUAUCAGGGAAAGGGUUCAAUAAACGGGAUAGGUAAAGUUUCAUCACAUAACGCAGUUUCAGCCAACAAACCGCACGAAGGACGUGAGUCAGUUCAGUUUAUUGAAGAACGGUUUGGAAGGAACUUGAGUACCUCACUAGCCAGCAAGGCAAAGAUUGCCGUACGCAGGCGAAUAGCAGGUGUGCUGACGGCAGACGUGGAAUUGAAUGAGGCUUUGGAGAAAGCCUCACAGGAAGGAAGAGUAGCAGGGCUUUCAGAAUCGGAUGUUUUCCUUUUCCCAAGCGGCAUGAGUUCGAUCUUCAAUUCCCACAGGUUGCUCCUCGAAGCGAGGGGUUCUAUGAAAAGCGUCUGCUUCGGAUUCCCCUACAUUGAUACAUUGAAAAUCCUUGAGAAAUGGGGCCCCGGAUGUGUCUUUUACGGGCGAGGGUCAUCUGAGGAUCUAAAUGAUCUGGAGGCACGGUUAGCCGGUGGAGAGAGAUUCUUGGCUCUCUUCACUGAAUUCCCGGGCAAUCCCCUUCUCAAGACACCUGAUCUUAAGCGGAUCCGAGCCUUAGCCAACAAGUAUGAGUUUGCGGUGGUCGUCGAUGAAACAGUGGGAAAUUUUCUCAACAUCAACGUGCUUUCUCACGCGGACAUCGUGGUCAGUAGUUUGACGAAAAUCUUCAGCGGAGACAGCAAUGUUAUGGGAGGGAGUGCGGUGCUAAAUCCGCACGGUCGAUACUAUCCAUUAUUGAAAGAUACAUUCAACCGGGGCUAUGAAGACAACUUAUGGGUAGAAGAUGCCGUCUUCCUCGAAAGGAACAGCCGCGACUUCGUUUCUCGCAUUGAAAAAAUCAAUCAUACAACAGAGGUGAUAACAGCAAUGCUCCAAGAAUCUCCAAUUGUUAAGAAUGUGUAUUACCCUAAGUUCAGUCCUACACUGCCUUUCUACGAGGCAUUUCGCACUCCAAAUGGAGGCUAUGGUGGUUUGUUCUCUGUCACUUUCCACUCCACAGCAGAGGCGAUUGCCUUCUUCGACAACCUAGAAGUCCACAAGGGACCCAGUCUUGGGACUAACUUCACGCUGAGUUCUCCGUAUACGCUACUUGCUCACUAUAGUGAGCUUGACUGGGCAAGCUCAUUUGGCGUAGAGUUUGACUUGGUGCGGAUAAGCGUCGGUUUGGAAGAUGUCCCAUUGCUUCGCGCUAAAGUGCAACAAGCACUUGAUGCAGUCGCUAAGAUAUCUAAAUAGAAGUCAUUAUCAUAUAACAGCUUCAGGGUCGUUCAGUCGUUACCUUGAUACACCAUCUAGCCUUCUCGGUUUCGUCGACGGCACAUCACAUCUUAAGAUUAUCGAUAUUAUAUGAGAAUUAACGUGGGAACGUCAAAAUUGUGCUAAUAAAAAAGACUAGCGUAUAUAGAAUAGGUCAGGCAAGGGUAUAAGUGACAGCCCCCAGGGAAGUAAUGUACUACAAAAUCAUGGGAACAGCAUAAGCGUUAUUUAACACAGGUGGUCGACGACCUUCAUGAAGCUUCAGGCUGGUCGAACAGGCAUUCAGUCCUCGCUAUCUAUUGUAUUAGAUAGCUGGUUCGGAGGCGCGCCCAAGUCUCCGCUACCUGUUCGCCUCAAAGCCUGUCUCAUGGUUUCAAUGUUCAAAUCGCCACCAAAGCUGGGGGAAACCGGUCUGUAGACAGAAAGAAGUGGGCUCUCAGCACCCCGGACACAACGAUUUGGGGAGAGCUCCAGGCCCUUGACAGAGGUUGAGAUGCUCGUCGGCGGAGAAGUACCAAAACCAUGAGAAGACGCCGGUGAGUACAACGGCGAUGGUGAC